GUAGAGUGCGCGCGCAAUCCACGACGCGUUUUGGAAAAUAGCGUAAAAAUUAUAACAAAUUCAUUAUAAAGUUACAUCCACUGCUCUUGAAUUAAAAGUGUAUAUAGUAAAUAAAAAUUAAAACAUUUUUAAUUAUUGUGUAAAAACUCUUUGGAGUGCAUUUUUAGCUAUAAAAAAAAAAUCACAAAUUUGGCGGGAAUCAUGUUCCAAUUUUAAUUUUGUGAUUGGAAGUGUUGUGACUUGUGUUGUGAUCUCUAAAAUGAAACGAAAAUAAAACAAACUAAUUGCAGUGUUUAUAAAAAUGAUGCGAUUUAAGAAAUUAGUUUGGUUGUUUAUUUUAUUAUGGGUUAUUCAAGACUACGCUGUAAAGAGUGAUAUACUGUGGUAUAUAUUGACGUGUGUAGUAGUAUUUAGUGUAAUAUGGAACAUAGUCACAUAUGAUUAUGACUAUUGGGAAAACAGAGGUAUAUUUUCACCCCCGGCGUUACCCUUAGUUGGUCAUAUAGCAACAGUGGCGGCUUUAAAGGAGCAAGGUGGUGUGUGUUUUAAAAGGAUUUAUGAUGAACAUAAAGAGAAACGUUAUUUAGGUACACACCAAUUCUACCAGCGCACUCUGGUUGUCUGCGAUCCAGACAUCAUCAAACGCAUGUGUGUGAACGACUUCCAUCACUUCACGGAUCGCGGGUUUAACUUCAAUAAAGACACGGACCCUUUGGCUGAGUCAGUUCUGUUUCUGAAGGGAAACGAAUGGAGGAGGCUGCGAGCGAAGAUAUCUCCUAUAUUCUCGCCAAACAAACUCAGGGGAAUGUUCCCUCUCCUCGAAAACACAGCUAACGAAUUCUUGGUUCGCAUAAAGAAACUCGCCAAAUCGGGCUCUGAGGAUAAUAACAAUAACAUAACAGAUAGAGGAAUAAAAACUGAUUCUAAUAAUGAAGACGUUAAAGUUAAAAAUGGCGUGAUAGUUGAUUCGGAGAAACUAGUGGGUGGGUAUACAGCAGAUGCUAUAGUGCCGUGUGCUUUUGGACUUAAAAGCAAUGUCAUGGACAAUUCCCAGGAUCCCUUCGCUGUGGCGUUACAUGCGUUUUACGAAAUGAGCUGGUUCAAUAUAUUUGAGAAGACAAUGCGACAAUUCUGGCCGGCCUUUGUGUUGUUUUUCAAAAUCCGGAUAAUACCAAAGAAGACGCAUGACUUCUUCUACAAUAUCGUGGCCAAAGUGCUGAAGGAGAGAUCGAGAGGAGUGCAAGAGAAGAGAGGAGACUUUAUAGACAUGAUGAUGGCGCUUCAGAGGGAGGACUGCAAGAGCGACCUGGAGAACGACUAUAAGAUCACGGACAUGAUUAUAUCAGCUAACGCGUUUAUAAUAUUCUUGGGUGGAUUUGAGACGACUUCAUCCACGCUGGCCUUUCUCUUGCUGGAGCUGAGUGUACAUCCGGAUGUACAGAAGAAGCUGAGGGAUGAGAUCCAGCAGGUGUUGAAGGAUGGCUUCUCCUAUGAGAGUCUGCAGGAACUGACUUAUAUGGAGAUGGUGAUACAAGAAACACUUCGCCUAUACCCCCCGUUCCCCACGAUACAACGCAUGUGCACCCGGGACUACCCCAUCCCGGGGACCAGCGGGGUGGUGCAGCGCGGGACCAUCGUGCUGUUCCCCACCCUGGGGGUGCAGAGGGACGAACAGUAUUUCGAGAACGCGUCCCAAUUCGUCCCAGAGCGGUGGGCGGAGGGGCGCGCUCUGCCCCCGCCCGGCGUGUACAUGCCGUUCGGGGACGGGCCCCGCUAUUGUAUAGGAAAACGUUUCGCUAUCAUCCAAAUGAAGUGUUGUCUGGCUCGGCUUCUCCCACACGUGGUGAUAAAACCCGUGAAGGGCGCGGAGCCCCGUUUGGGGCCCUACGAAGCGGACCCUUUGUGCCCCAUGACCCUACACCCCGCCGACUCCAGAGUUAUUAUAAGUUUAUUAUAAUCGAAAUAAAAACAAUUUUUUGUGAUUUUUUUUUAUAAUGAAAAAAAAUGUCAAAAAACUUCGAUGUAAGAAAUGCAUUUUCUGAUAACAUACAAUCGAUUUGUGUUAAUUGUAUCUGUUUGUUGUUAUUUUAAAUAAUCUAGUUACCAAAUAAAUAAAUUAC
Zerene cesonia (dogface butterfly) is the source of this 2120-nucleotide messenger RNA. RefSeq names its product cytochrome P450 6j1-like. The record is from RefSeq and is a predicted model, not a curated record. Bases 302 to 1957 code for a protein of 551 amino acids. Gene Ontology annotation, molecular function: heme binding; iron ion binding; oxidoreductase activity, acting on paired donors, with incorporation or reduction of molecular oxygen. The transcript is spliced from 8 exons. Lineage: Eukaryota; Metazoa; Arthropoda; Insecta; Lepidoptera; Pieridae.